UAAGUUUUGCCCCAUGCUUACUUUCGAUCGUCAAAGGCCACACUCCCUCCAUUGAGCUAUUCCCCAAACUGCUCUCCUCCUCCACUCCCUACUCUCGUUACAGUUCAAUCCUCCAUGGCUGCUACCGUCUCCACCAUUGGUGCAGUCAACCGAGCACCGUUGAGCUUGAAUGGCUCCGGUGCUGGAGCUGCAGUUCCAAGCUCAGCUUUCUUGGGUAGCAGCUUGAAGAAAGUGAGCUCAAGAUUCAGCAACAGCAAGCUUCCGUCAGUGAGCUUCAAGGUUGUUGCAUCACAAGAAAGCACCGAUGAACAACUUGAGAAGCAGACCGAAAAGGACAGAUGGAGAGGCCUUGCUUAUGAUGUAUCUGAUGACCAACAAGACAUUACUAGAGGGAAAGGUAUGGUGGACACCCUGUUCCAGGCCCCCGUGAACGAUGGAACUCACUAUGCGGUCAUGAGUUCCUAUGAAUACCUCAGCCAAGGGCUUCGCACAUACAACUUGGACAACAACGUGGAUGGUUUCUACAUUGCCCCUGCCUUCAUGGACAAGCUUGUUGUUCACAUAACCAAGAACUUCAUGACCCUGCCGAACAUCAAGAUUCCUCUCAUCUUGGGUAUCUGGGGAGGCAAAGGUCAAGGAAAAUCUUUCCAAUGUGAGCUCGUCUUUGCCAAGAUGGGAAUCAACCCAAUUAUGAUGAGUGCUGGAGAAUUGGAAAGUGGAAACGCAGGAGAGCCCGCCAAGUUGAUCAGGCAAAGGUACCGUGAGGCAGCUGAUAUUAUCAGGAAGGGGAAAAUGUGCUGCCUCUUCAUCAACGAUCUUGAUGCAGGAGCUGGUCGUCUUGGAGGAACCACCCAAUACACCGUCAACAACCAAAUGGUGAAUGCUACCCUCAUGAACAUUGCUGAUAACCCCACAAGUGUGCAGCUCCCUGGUAUGUACAACAAGGAAGAGAACCCUCGUGUCCCCAUCAUUGUCACCGGUAACGAUUUCUCAACAUUGUAUGCUCCCCUCAUCCGUGAUGGUCGUAUGGAGAAGUUCUACUGGGCACCUAAUAGGGAAGACAGAAUUGGUGUCUGCAAAGGUAUCUUCAGGAGUGACAACGUUCCAGAUGAUGACAUUGUCAAGCUCGUUGACACCUUCCCUGGCCAAUCCAUUGACUUCUUCGGUGCCCUGAGGGCCAGAGUUUACGAUGACGAAGUGAGGAAGUGGGUCAGUGAGGUUGGAGUUAACAGCGUCGGCAAGAAACUGGUGAACUCAAGGGAAGGACCUCCAACUUUCGAGCAACCCCAGAUGACCAUCGAGAAGCUCCUGGAGUACGGAAACAUGCUUGUUGCAGAGCAAGAGAAUGUGAAGAGAGUCCAAUUGGCUGACAAGUACUUGAACGAGGCUGCUCUUGGAGACGCCAAUGAGGAUUCUAUGAAGAGUGGAACUUUCUACGGUUAGAUCCCUUGAUCCCUGAGGCCUUGAUGGGAGGCAAAGCAGCCCAGCAAGUUGGUGUUCCAGUUCCUGAAGGUUGUACUGAUCCAGGUGCGGAUAACUUUGACCCCACUGCUAGAAGUGAUGAUGGAAGCUGUACUUACAAACUCUAGGCCUUUUCUAUAUAUUGGGUAGAAAGAUGGAAAAACCCUUUCCUUUAAGUGAUGAUGUGAGAUAUUCCAUAGUAUUGUUUCCUUUUGUUUUAAGUGGAUUUGUAUCCUCUAUUUUUGUGCUGUGAAUCUACACUUUGUUAAAUCUUUAGAUGUUUGCUUUUGCUUUGUUUCCAAUCAUUUUUAUAUUAUUCUCCUGCA
This is a messenger RNA of Theobroma umbraticum, 1787 nucleotides long. RefSeq names its product rubisco activase (gene RCA). The record is from RefSeq and is a predicted model, not a curated record. Gene Ontology annotation, molecular function: ribulose-1,5-bisphosphate carboxylase/oxygenase activator activity; ATP hydrolysis activity; ATP binding. Lineage: Eukaryota; Viridiplantae; Streptophyta; Magnoliopsida; Malvales; Malvaceae. Gene Ontology annotation, cellular component: chloroplast stroma; thylakoid.